Phytomonas sp. EM1 is the source of this 1218-nucleotide messenger RNA. The record is from the annotation of a GenBank genome assembly. Lineage: Eukaryota; Euglenozoa; Kinetoplastea; Trypanosomatida; Trypanosomatidae.
AUGCCCUCUCUGCAUCUGCCCGAUGUGAUCUGCACCUGCGCCCGGGGAUGUCUGGCGGCUCAGCGCUACAUCGCGACGGAGCUGCUUCGCGUUCAGGACCUUCCCCAUAAUCCCUCGCCGAGGGAAAAGGCGAUUUCGAUUUUAGAACUCGAUCCUGCACGCAAGCAAUGCCUGUUAAGUCGUCUCCACGCCACGGUGGGGGUGGAGGUGAAGUCGGUGUUGAACUUCAAAGAAGGGGGGGCCGCGAAGGAUCUCGUAACGACCGCUGACGUCCUCACCCAGGCGCUCCUCGUGCGGCUGCUGCUGCGGGAGUUUCCCGACGCCCCCUUCACGAUUAUCGGCGAGGAGGCGGCGCCGAACGCAACCCUCGACGCCAUCGCGCGGCGUUGCGUGGAGGCGGAAGGCUGGAAGGCGGAGAAAAUCCCCGGCGAGGCCGCCCUUCGCGCGCACCUCCCGCGCUGGAAAGGCGCCGCGAGGCUUCACGCCGCCUCCGUCGAGGAGCUCCGCGAGCGCGUUGGGGUUUUCAUCGACCCCAUCGACGCGACGAAUUGCUUCGCGGAGGGGGUCUGGGAGGCCCCGAUGACGCUCGUCGGCGUCGCCGUCGACGGGGUGCCUGUGGGGGGGGUCGUGAAUCGCCUUUUUGCCUUCCCGGUGAGCGCAGAAGGCCCUUCCGGUGGUGGUUUUUCCUACAUCCUCAAUCCGGCUCAAAACGAUACGGCGUUCAUCGUCCACGAGGGUCGUCUUGUGGGAUCCCCUCGCGAGAUGGGGGAGGAGAAACGCGGCGAUGCCCCCUUGCGGGUGUGCGAAUCCCCCACGACGAAAUCCGCCUUCCUUCGCGAGGUGAACGAGCGGCUGAGGCCGUGCGCGAUCUGCUACGCCAGGGGCUCCGGGAAUAAGGAGUUUUUUCUCCUCCACCAAGCGUUAGGGGGGGCGAGGGCAGGGGCGGAUGUCUUCGUCGCCCCCAGCCGGACGAUCAUGGCGUGGGAUUGCUGCGCCCCGCACGCCUUUCUUCGGGCGCUUGGGGGGGAAAUCUACACCCUGAAGGGCACCCCCCUGCGGUAUCGCCAUCGGAGCGGGGAUGAGGCCCUCUCGGCCGCGCUCGCGGAGCUGCCGGACGGCGUCGUGGCGGUGACGGCCGCCGCCAAAGAGGAGGUCGCGCGUCGGAUGGGAUGGGCCGCGCGCGACGUGAAGGAAGGGAUCGGUAAGAGCCACCUUUGA